CAGGCUGUCAAACAGCCAUCAGAAGAUGACAAACAGGCGAGCGGACAGAUCGCGAUCAUGAGCCGCGCUCUCCACCGGGUCUGACGGAUCACCCUGCCGCCGCAGCCUCUUAUGGACGCCGUUUCCCCCCGUUCUGUCGCACACAGCAGCCUCGCCCGUUCUCCCCCAUGAAAAACACUCUCUGGAGCGGCGUGAUGAUGAUGUCGAGCAAAAGCGCGGAAUGGCUGCAGGAUGAGCUGCAGUCCGGCGGAGGCUCGCUGCUGCUGCUCGACUGCCGCUCGCACGAGCUCUUCGAGUCCUCGCACAUCGAGUCCGCCAUCAACCUGGCCAUCCCGGGGCUCAUGCUGCGGAGGCUGAAGAAGGGCAACCUGCCCAUCCGCUCCAUCAUCCCCAAUAACGAGGACAAGGAGAAGUUCGUCAAGCGCUGUAAGACGGACACGGUGCUGCUGUACGACGAGGCGACGGCGGACUGGCAGGAGAGCGGCGCCGCGGGAUCCGUGCUCGGGCUCCUCAUGCAGAAGCUCCGCGAUGACGGCUGUAAAGCGUAUUACCUGGAAGGAGGAUUUAACAAGUUUCAGACUGAAUACCCAGAGCACUGCGAGACUAACUUGGACUGCUCCUGUCCGAGCAGCUCUCCGCCCUCGUCCGUUCUGGGUCUGGGUGGACUGCGGAUCAGUUCGGACUGUUCCGACGGAGAGUCGGACAGGGAGCCGGGCAGUGCCACGGAGUCCGAGGGCAGCCCCUUACCCAGUAACCAACCAGCAUUCCCAGUCCAGAUUUUACCGUAUCUUUACCUGGGCUGUGCCAAAGACUCCACCAACCUGGACGUUCUGGGCAAGUACAACAUCAAGUACAUCCUGAACGUGACUCCCAACCUGCCCAACAUGUUUGAACACGACGGGGAAUUCAAGUACAAACAAAUUCCCAUUUCUGAUCACUGGAGCCAAAACCUCUCUCAGUUUUUCCCAGAAGCCAUUUCUUUCAUUGAUGAAGCUCGUUCCAAAAAGUGUGGCAUCUUGGUGCACUGCCUAGCAGGCAUCAGUCGCUCGGUCACCGUCACGGUGGCGUACCUGAUGCAGAAGCUCAACCUGUCGCUCAACGACGCCUACGAUUUCGUCAAGCGCAAGAAGUCCAACAUCUCGCCCAACUUCAACUUCAUGGGGCAGCUCUUGGACUUCGAGAGGACGCUGGGGCUCAACAGCCCCUGCGACAACCGCUCGCCCAACGACCAGCUCUUCUUCACCACGCCGACCAAUCACAACAUGUUCCAGCUGGACACGCUGGAGUCCACAUGAAGGCCAGCAGAGGACGCUGGGUGGGAGCAGCCACCCUUUGAAUGUUUAUCUCCCGUCUCCAGGGGAGCUUUUGACCCGGAGGAGCGGCCAGCAGCCGCGGCGGGGCCGGCGAAGGGAGGGACGGAGGGUGGUUCGGCACACGGGGCCCUCUGAAGCCCCCGCAGCUAUUCCGGUGGAUUUUAAUGCAGCUUUUCUUGCCUUUAUGGAACAGACUGUUCUUUUUCUGUCACGGUUCGACACACCAGAAGAAACACGAGCGCAGCAGCGCUUCACCCGAGGAGAAGGAAGUGGAACUGCCGCGGGACGCCCCCUCGACCUCGAAGGGUGCCGACGUACCGACUGGGAUUUUUCUUCGUCUUUUCUAUCGGGAGGAGAACGUAGGGUCGGACCGGCAUCGCUGAGGCGCACAACACAUUCAACACACGCAGUCUGUCUGUUUCUAUAUCUUUGUGUAUUUCCUCGCAGACGAAACGUCGUCCAAAGUAGAGGCCGAACCAACACAAACAAACAUUGUGAGUCCUCCUCCCCCUCUUUAUUUUCUCUCGCUCUACGUUUGCAAUGACCUAAUGCGUUUUGCACAGUGGUGAAGCCUUUCACUUCUUGGCACUUAAAAGCGGUACUCCAACACACACAGAAAGAGACAUUCAGAGGUCCUGCCAGUCCUAGGCUGCGACGAGGCCGCGCAGCUGCGUGGGACCGGCGAGCGACGACGCGCGCACUUAAAGCUCAUUGUUCCUUAACUGCAAACGACAGAUCGACGUUUGUGUCCUAGCUACGGGUCCCGGCUCGGUUCGGGCUCGUUCACCUUCUGGCCUUGGUGAUUCUCGUUACAGUAUGAAUAUAUUGUAUUAUUUUCUCAAUAAGAGUAUAUCUAUUCACUCGAUGUGUAUUUGGGCAUGCGAUCCUCUCGAGGUGCGGCACGUCACUGAAUGUUGAGGACUGUUUUUUUAACUACUCUUGCUGCUCCGGCAGUAAACAGUGUGUAGCGAGGGCGUUCCUGACCGCAGGAACGAGCGACUGGACCCGAGUGGACGAGUGCUUGAGUUAACAGGGUUGCUUUAAGCUGGCCUUAUAUAACCUUUUUAAUUCUUUCCUACUCUGACUGUUCAAUACUCUUUGUAUCUCUCUUUAGAAAUCGUUGUAUUUGUUCAUUUUUAAAGAAACCGAUAUGUAGUAAUAAUAAUAAUAAUAAUAAUAAUAGACGACUAAUGGUCUCUAACGGGUCAGUCCAGUUUAUGUUUGUUACUCUGCAAUAUACUCCACAACCCUUUGCAGUAUUUUCUAGAAAAUGGCCUCGGGUUUUUGACUCUUCUACUUUUGAUACUAGAGAUCCACAGAGAUAUAGCUUGAAACCGAGGCGGCGUUUCGCCCGGGGUGUCCAAAGUGACAUCUCACACUGGCUACUGGGUGUGCGUUUCAUCCGAUUCGAUUUCCCCCAUAAUAUAUGUGCUAUUACUGACUCCUGUGGCCUUUUCAUAUAUCUCAAUAUAUAUAUAUAUAUAUAGUAUUCAUCUUGUGCAGAUAUGCAACGGUCGUCCCCUUAAUAUAUCAUCGUGGGCGACUCUUUCUCAUGCUUGAAACAACUUUGGAGACGUCGUCACCCAGUCACAAUAACAACACGGCGUCACCUCGGGACUGAAACGUGCUUCAUUUCACAGCUUCUUUAUUUACAUGUAAAUCUUGAUUUCAGGCUGCUUCUCGUGGAGGAAUGUUUGUAUCCGUAACAAUGGGAGAGAGGAAUGGUUCAUGUUUUUCUCCGUUUGUAUAUUGCCAGAACACAGGAACAAGGCUUUCUGUGGACAUUUCUUGUAGCUACACAACAGUUGUGCGAUUUAAUAACCGUAAGAACGGAAGAGAACGACACCCAGGAACGAGACGAGCGAAUAAGGAAAUGUAUAUCUUACCUCACCGAGGAAUUUUUCAGGGAUUUUUAUUUGACAAUGCGUCGGCAUCGUGUUACAGCUUCAAAUGUCAAAGAGCUGUUUUAUAUGUGCUGUAUACAUUUUUUUAAAAGAUACAAUCUAUAUAUGUGUAUAAUACUGGGCUUGGUAACCGGGCAGUUAAAUUUUCUGGUUUAUGAAGGAUAUAAAAUUGUCCGUAUGUAUUGUAUAGUAUAUGAAAACCAAUACAAGACUUGUUUGUACUGCAAAUAAAUAUUGAAUUAUUUUUUGGUUA
Messenger RNA from Megalobrama amblycephala (Wuchang bream), 3470 nucleotides. It is a transcript of the gene dusp7, whose product is annotated as dual specificity phosphatase 7. Gene Ontology annotation, molecular function: protein tyrosine/threonine phosphatase activity; MAP kinase tyrosine/serine/threonine phosphatase activity. Gene Ontology annotation, cellular component: cytoplasm; cytosol. The coding region runs from base 168 to 1295 and encodes 375 amino acids. The transcript has 3 exons. NCBI's taxonomy places the organism in Eukaryota, Metazoa, Chordata, Actinopteri, Cypriniformes, Xenocyprididae. The record is from RefSeq and is a predicted model, not a curated record. Gene Ontology annotation, biological process: negative regulation of MAPK cascade; protein dephosphorylation.